Messenger RNA from Dermatophagoides pteronyssinus (European house dust mite), 303 nucleotides. RefSeq lists its product as uncharacterized. NCBI's taxonomy places the organism in Eukaryota, Metazoa, Arthropoda, Arachnida, Sarcoptiformes, Pyroglyphidae. The record is from RefSeq and is a predicted model, not a curated record.
UCAAAAAUAACAGAAUUUCUAUUGAAAUAUUGUCAAUAUGAUGAUUGUGAAUUAUUACCCGAAUAUCGAAAUUAUUUGAUAAAAUUUUAUCGAAAAUCACAUUUUAUUGCAAAUAUUUCAUAUAAAAUUUUUUCCAUUGGAAUAACUGUUAUUUAUUUUGUUGCAGAUGUUUUCGUUUUUUAUCUAUAUCAAUGUGAACAAAUCAAUUUGAUUAAAUUAAUAAUGACAUCAUUAUUUUUUCUAUUUUACGUUUCUCAUACUAUAUUUAUUAUUGGCGAUUCAUUAAUAACGUUAAUUAACUUU